UGUAAAUAAGGCCAGCCUACCACGGAGAGCAAAGGGACAGUGAAGCAGAGGAGGAAGCUGCCACCGCCAGGUACCGCUGCCACUAGCCCCAUGGAACUCCUAUUCAGCAGGAACAAGACAGAGCAGCUGGAGCCCGUGCGGGCCCAAGUGACAGGCAGGAUCCCAACCUGGCUUCGGGGGACUCUGCUUCGCAACGGGCCCGGGAUGCACUCGGUGGGCGAGAGCAGGUACAACCACUGGUUCGACGGCCUGGCCCUGCUGCACAGCUUCACCAUCCAGGACGGUGAGGUCUACUACAGGAGCAAAUACCUGAAAAGUGACACCUACAAUGCCAACAUCGAGGCAAACAGGAUCGUGGUGUCGGAGUUUGGGACAAUGGCCUACCCGGACCCCUGCAAAAACAUCUUCUCCAAAGCGUUCUCCUACCUGUCCCACACCAUCCCCGACUUCACCGACAACUGCCUGAUCAACAUCAUGAGGUGCGGGGAGGAUUUCUACGCGGUCACGGAGACCAACUACCUGCGGAGGAUUGACCCUCGCACGCUGGAGACCCUGGAGAAGGUGGAUUACCGGAAAUACGUGGCGAUCAAUCUGGCAACAGCACAUCCACAUUAUGACGGGGCUGGGAAUGUUCUCAACAUGGGCACAUCCAUUGUGGACAAGGGGAAGACAAGAUACGUGAUGUUUAAAAUCCCUGCCACAGUGCCAGAGGCCAAGAGGAAGGGGCAGAGUCCCCUGAAGCGCACAGAGGUGUUCUGCUCCAUCCCCUCCCGCUCGCUCCUCGCCCCCAGUUACUACCACAGCUUCGGGGUCACCGAGAACUAUGUGGUGUUUCUGGAGCAGCCAUUCAGGUUGGACAUUCUCAAGAUGGCGACUGCCUUCCUGCGGGGAGUGAGCUGGGCGUCCUGCAUGGCUUUCCACAGGGAGGAAAAGACCCACAUUCACAUCAUCGACCAGAGGACCAGAAAGCCGGUACCCACCAAGUUCUACACGGACGCCAUGGUGGUCUUUCACCACGUCAACGCCUACGAGGCAGACGGCUGCAUCGUGUUCGACGUCAUCGCCUACGAGGACAGCAGCCUCUACGACCUCUUCUACCUGGCAAACCUGAACCAGCACUUCGAGGAGAACUCCAGGCUCACGUCGGUGCCCACCCUCCGGCGGUUCGCUGUGCCUCUCCACGUGGACAAGAAUGCAGAAGUGGGCUCAAAUCUAAUCAAGGCGGCAUCCACAACAGCAACCGCCCUGAAGGAAGGGGACGACCAGGUGUACUGCCGGCCCGAGCUGCUGUGCCAAGGCUUGGAGCUCCCCCGGAUCAACUACACCCGCAACGGGAAGCCGUACAGAUACGUGUUCGCCGCCGGAGUGCAGUGGAGUCCGAUCCCAACCAAGAUACUGAAAUACGACACCCUCACCAAGUCAUCCUUGAAAUGGGGAGAGGAGAGCUGCUGGCCGGCUGAGCCCCUGUUUGUGCCCGCGCCAGAUGCCGAGGAUGAGGACGAUGGAGUCAUCUUGUCGGCUGUUGUCUCCACCGACCCAGAGAAGCCACCUUUCCUGCUGAUUCUGGAUGCCAAGAGCUUCACGGAACUGGCUCGCGCCUCGGUGGCCGUGGACAUGCACCUGGACCUGCACGGGCUGUUCAUCCCCGACCCGGACUGGGCUGCGAAGAAUCAGCCCGCUGCUUCCGAGGCUCAGCAGGGCCCGGGUUCAGACUGCCAGGGGCCCCUCCGGCCUGACGGGGCUGACGGGCUUGGGCUCCCCUGACGAGCCGCUCAGGACUAAGCUCGCCACUGGUGGCAUUCUCAUCUGCCCUCUCCAUGGGGGCUGUGGAGGAGCAUGGGGCUCUGGCUCACCUGUGUCUCUUCUGUUUCAUUUUAGCCGGAGAACUGGGUGCAGUGGCUCAGCCCUUGGGAGGCUGUGCCAGGACUGUUAUGAGUUCGAGGCCAGCCUGAGCUACCUUAGUGAGUCUGAGUCCAGCUGAACUGCGUAGCAAGACCCUGUCUCAAAAAAGAAAAACAAAACAAAAUGAAACAAAAUGCCAUACAAACCUUGUUUGAAAGGCAAAUAUUUAUUGUUCAGUUCUGACACUUCUAAGAAAGCCUUUUUUCCUUUAUUAUGAAGCCCUUGAACAUGAAUCAGAAAUUAUAUUCCCAUCACAUAUCGUCACUCUUGAAAUAAGCACCACAGAGGUGCUGGAGAAAACACGGCUCCCUGUGGGUCCUCGCCCCGCCCUCCUCCUCCACAGCCCUUGUGCCUGCUGCCCCGUCCUGGGUCCUGCGUGUGGAGCCCUGGUUUGCUCAGCCGUACCCUGUUAGUGAGCCUCGUGGCCGGGAAGGCUCGCUGCUUUGUGGCCAUUCCAUGCAAGACGCGGUAUAAUAUAAAACAAUAAAAACUUUCAAGUCUGUUCAGAA
This is a messenger RNA of Cavia porcellus (domestic guinea pig), 2411 nucleotides long. It is a transcript of the gene Bco1, whose product is annotated as beta-carotene oxygenase 1. Gene Ontology annotation, molecular function: carotenoid dioxygenase activity; beta-carotene 15,15'-dioxygenase activity. The coding region runs from base 91 to 1764 and encodes 557 amino acids. NCBI's taxonomy places the organism in Eukaryota, Metazoa, Chordata, Mammalia, Rodentia, Caviidae. Gene Ontology annotation, biological process: retinal metabolic process; carotene catabolic process. The transcript is spliced from 11 exons. The record is from RefSeq and is a predicted model, not a curated record.